This is a messenger RNA of Saprolegnia diclina VS20, 1451 nucleotides long. RefSeq lists its product as hypothetical. Gene Ontology annotation, molecular function: glycosyltransferase activity. NCBI's taxonomy places the organism in Eukaryota, Oomycota, Saprolegniomycetes, Saprolegniales, Saprolegniaceae. The record is from RefSeq and is a predicted model, not a curated record. The coding region runs from base 22 to 1413 and encodes 463 amino acids. The transcript has 3 exons.
UGCAUUUUCCCAACGGCCAAGAUGCCAUCAACCAGCGAGUGGACCAAGGGCGCCUUCGUGGCGCUCGCCCUCGUCACGCUUUUGCACCUCUCGCUCGAGACGCGCGACAUCACGGUGGCCUCGCCCAGCGCCCUUCUGCGAUCCGACUUUGCAUCGACAGCGCCCGCAAGCAUUGACGCGCUGCACGCUGCGCACGACGACGAGCUCCUGCACUUGGUCGAGCUGAACGUCUUGUGCCGCAAAGAAGACAACGUCCUCAUCCCGUGGACUGCAACCAGCUCGCGGGAUAUGCUGCGCCGCGACAGUCCGCACGCUGCGAUUCUGGCCGAGCUGCGCAAGUGUCCGGCCGUUGACAUUUACCUCCAGACCGGCGUCCGAGACCACGGGUACUGCGAAGACGCCAUGGCGUACACGCUGCAUUUGCAGUCGCGCGCGAUUCCACGCUGGGUCCUUGAGUCGACGUUCACCGACGAGAAUGGCAACACUACCACGUACUUUGAGCUGUGUCCGCGCUCGGCGAUCCUCUUCAUGAACCACUACUGGGAAGAAGUCGACGAGUUACCACACUUUCCACCGACCAAGAAGAUCGUGCUCAUGCCCAACGUCGAGAUGGGCGAGUUGCAGCCGUGGCAUUAUCAUCGCGCCGACAUUGUGUUGGCCAAGUCGCGCGACGCCUACAACCGCAUCUGGGCCUGGUACAACCAAGACUUCAACAACCCACGCGGUGCCAAGGUGCUCUACACGCAGCAUACGACGAGCGAUGCGACCGUCUUGGUGCGCAACGCAAGCAGCAAUGAUCAGCUCAACGGCCCGCUCGCACCGAAAAACUUUAGUCAGCUCAGCGUCGUUCACGCCAACGGCAAGAGCCCGUUCAAGAACGCGGUGCGAAUGCUGCAGUGCUGGAAGGACCACCCAGAGUUCCCGGUCUUGCACCAGUACUCGAGCGACGACUGGUCCAACGGCACGUACAACGAGCUCUGGCACGGCCAGCCGCCGGCGAAUGUCGACUUUCACUUUGGCAAGUACGUCUCGUCCUUGGGUUUUGCCAACAUCUUGAACGACGCGACCGUCAUUGUGUGCCCGAGUUCCAUGGAAGGGUUUGGCCACUACAUCAACCAAGCACGCGCAGCGGGGGCCCUCGUCGUCACCACGGACGCGCCCCCGAUGGACGAGUUUGUCGACGACGACUCGGGUGUCCUUAUCCACGGUAUCACACCGUGGAAACAGAAUGCCACGAUGGGUCAACACAUUGUGUUUGAAGUGCCAACGCGCGCCAUUUGCGAGUCGAUUCAAGUCAUUCUGGCCAUGGACGCGCACGAGCGUGCACGACGCGCAGCCAACGGUGUGCGGCGAUAUUUCAAGCAACUACAGUAUUUCAAACAGAGUAUGCAGACACUGCAAGCGAUGGUGUAGAUGCGCUGACAUAAAUUAUAAUGUCGUUUACUUUUGUC